Molecule: messenger RNA, 2433 nt
Organism: Malassezia pachydermatis
Lineage: Eukaryota; Fungi; Basidiomycota; Malasseziomycetes; Malasseziales; Malasseziaceae
Product: coatomer beta subunit
Exons: 1
Coding region: 1-2433 (810 amino acids)
Biological process (GO): intracellular protein transport; endoplasmic reticulum to Golgi vesicle-mediated transport; retrograde vesicle-mediated transport, Golgi to endoplasmic reticulum
Cellular component (GO): COPI vesicle coat
Molecular function (GO): protein binding; structural molecule activity
Source: RefSeq, a predicted model, not a curated record
AUGUUGCUUGACAUACAGCGCAAGUUUUUCUCGCGAUCGGAGCGGGUCAAGUCGGUGGACUUCCAUCCGACGGAGCCCUGGCUUCUCGCGGGUUUGUACGAUGGCACUGUGUUCAUUUGGAACUAUGAGACGGGUGCGGUCGUCAAGACGUUUGAAGUGGCAGAUGUGCCUGUCCGCUGCGUACGCUUCAUAGCGCGCAAGAACUGGUUCCUUGCGGGCUCUGACGACUUUUUUGUGCGCUGCUACAACUACAACACGCACGAGAAGGUGACGUCGUUUGAGGCGCAUCCGGACUAUAUCCGCAGCAUUGCUGUGCAUGCCACGGGCUCGUAUGUGCUUACAGCCGGUGAUGAUAUGACGAUCCGUCUGUGGGACUGGGAGAAGAACUGGCGUCUUGUGCAGACGUUCGAGGGUCACACCCACUUUGUGAUGGACUUGUGCUUCAAUCCGAAGGACUCCAACUCGUUUGCGUCUGCCUCCCUAGAUCGGACUGUCAAGGUGUGGACACUCGGUGCGCCACAGGCCAACUUUACCUUGGAAGCACAUGAGAAAGGUGUGAACUCUGUGAACUACUACCAUGGGGGCGACAAGCCAUACAUGAUUACGACUAGUGACGAUAAGACUGUGCGCAUUUGGGACUACCUGAGCAAGUCGUGUGUGCAGACUCUCACAGGCCAUGCGUCCAAUGUAUCGUUCGCCGUGUUCCAUCCCUCACUGCCGCUUAUCAUCUCGGGCUCCGAGGACGGGUCGGUGAAGUUGUGGCAUGCGAAUACGUACCGUCUAGAGUCGACGUUGGACUAUGGCUUGGAACGUGUGUGGUGCAUUGCGUACAAGAAGAACAGCCACGAUAUUGCGCUGGGUUAUGAUGAAGGUGCUGUGGUUGUCAAGCUCGGGAAGGAAGAUCCAUGCAUUAGUAUGGACCAGAGUGGCAAGGUCGUAUAUGCACGGAAUGCCGAAGUGUUGGGCACAAAUGUCGCGACUCUCACGGAAGAAGAGCUGGUGGAUGGUGAGCGUUUGCGCAUUACCACACGUGAGCUCGGUACGACGGAAGUGUACCCGCAGCUGCUGGAGCACUCGCCCAACGGCCGUUUUGUGACGGUGUGUGGUGACGGUGAGUAUACCAUCUACACAGCGCUGGCAUGGCGUAACAAGGCCUUUGGCGCCGCCCUGGGCUUUGCUUGGGCGUCUGACUCGAACACGUAUGCGAUUCGGGAGGACUCAUCGACGCGUGUGCGCGUGUUUAAAAACUUCAAGGAGCAAAGUGGACUGGUCCUUGUGAACUAUGUGGUGGAAGGCAUUGCUGGCGGCGCUCUACUGGCCGUGAUUGGUGUGGGCUUCGUGUGCUUCUAUGACUGGAGCACAGGUGCGCUGAUCCGCCGUAUCAACGUGGAGGCUCGGCAAGUCAUGUGGUCGCAAACGAAUGAGCUGGUCGUGAUUACGACGGCUGACUCGUUCUACGUCCUUCGAUUCCACCGUGCUGCGUACGAUGCGUACAUGGCAAGUGGCGUGCAAGACGAUAGCGAAGGCUACGAGGAUGCGUUCGAGGUGAUUGCCGAGAUUCACGAGUCUGUGCGCACGGGCCGCUGGACAGGCGAAUGCUUCAUCUACACCAAUGCGGCCAACCGUCUGCAGUACUUUAUUGGCGAGCAGUCGUACACUAUCCGUCCCUGCGACUUUGAGCUGUAUGUACUGGGCUACCUGCCGCAGCUGAGCUGCGUGUUUGCUGCGGAUAAGGAUAUGAAUGUGUACAGCUUUGUGCUGUCGCUUUCUGUGGUAGAGUACCAAACGGCUAUUUUGCAGGGCGACAUGGAGCAUGCCCAUGCACUGCUCCCGAAGGUGCCGCAUCAGCACCGCGGCAAGGUCGCCAAGUUCCUGGAGGCGCAGUCCAUGCCCGAGCUGGCGCUGCAAGUGGCCGUGGAUCCGGACCACAAGUUUGACUUGGCUGUCCAGCUGGGCGAGUUCGAGGUGGCGCUGGAUAUCGCACGCAGCGGUCCUGCAUCCGGCGCGGAGAUGCGUUGGCGCCGGAUUGGCGAUCAAGCGCUGGCACGCUGGAACGUCCCGCUGGCCCAAGAAUGCUUCGAGCAUGCGAACGAUAUCCACUCGCUCUUCCUUAUCGGCACCGCGACGCAAGACGAGGUGCUGUUACGUCACGUGGCGGAAGCCGCCCAGGCCAAGGGCGAGCUGAACCUCGCGAUCACCGCCCUGCUCCAGGUGCAAGACACAGGCGCUGUUGUGGAACUGCUGCGUUCCGCGGACCGUGUGCCAGAGGCUGCAUUGUUUGCACGAACGUAUGCGCCUCACCUCGUUCCCAGCAUCGUGGAUGCGUGGAAGCAGGCGUUUGCGACGCAGCCGAGUGCUAAGCAGCAGGCCAUGGGUGAGCGCAUUGGCCAUCCACACACGAUGCCAUCGUUGUUCCCGGAGGGCGGAUACUAA